This is a messenger RNA of Paramacrobiotus metropolitanus, 538 nucleotides long. RefSeq lists its product as uncharacterized. The transcript has a single exon. Gene Ontology annotation, biological process: DNA integration. The record is from RefSeq and is a predicted model, not a curated record. Gene Ontology annotation, molecular function: nucleic acid binding. NCBI's taxonomy places the organism in Eukaryota, Metazoa, Tardigrada, Eutardigrada, Parachela, Macrobiotidae. The annotation marks the transcript as partial.
AUGCCGACCCACCUUCACACCGACCAAGGAUCCCACUUCACGGCUAAGACCUUCGCCAAAGUGGCCAGGAUCUUCGGGAUCGAGCAUACCUUUGGAACAGCCUACCACCCAGAGGGUCAAGGCCAAGUCGAACGUUCCAUGCAGACGAUCUUGGACGGCAAUCGGAAGGAAUGCGACGCCAAGGAUGGUCACCGAUGGCACCGGAAUCUACAGUACGUAGUAUGUGGAAUCAACCGAGCCAAACAUGCGACCACCGGGUUCUCACCCUACUACAUGCUGUAUGGACGUGAGAUGACCAUACCCCAGGACGUCAUCACCGGAACCAAUGCACCGGAACACUACACCGACAAGGAACAAUACAUCAGAAGGAUGAAGGAACGGCUCCAGAGGGCUCACGACAUCGCGAAGACGAACAUCGACGAAGCCUUCCAGAAAGCAGCCGAACUCUACAAUAAGAAGAAAUCCGUACCGGACUUCCAGAAGAGAGAUCUCCUCGUCCUGGUAGAGUAUCCAACAAGGAUCCUACCAGGAAGGAACG